Molecule: messenger RNA, 1201 nt
Organism: Lepisosteus oculatus (spotted gar)
Lineage: Eukaryota; Metazoa; Chordata; Actinopteri; Semionotiformes; Lepisosteidae
Product: galectin-related protein B
Molecular function (GO): carbohydrate binding
Source: RefSeq, a predicted model, not a curated record
UUAUUCAUGUUGGAGACAAGGCGAGUACGUUUGAUGUUUCUAUGGAUACAAGCUGCACAAGGCUGUACGAGGCGGGGUUUAUUUUCCCUAUCUCCUGUCCCUUCUCAACUGGUAAAUGAAGAUAAAGACUUUCACAAAUUUCAUUGUCACCAGCUCCUGACACGCUGUGACCUGACACCAGCGCAGACGUGCCGCUUUGAAACCAUGGCGGAAAAUGACAAAGUCCAAAACGAUGGUGUGUAUGUUGGCGAAAUUAAAGGAGGUCUGAAGCCCUCGAUGAGACUGAUAGUAAUGGGAAUUGUGAACCAGCAGCCGAAAAGUAUUGCCGUGGCUUUGGCCUGUCAUCCUCAGGACCCAGACACAGAUGUGGGGCUGCAAGUCACUGUCUGCUUCCAUGAUCGUGCCAUUCUACGGAAUGCUAAGGUCUCGGGAGAGUGGGGAGUUAUGGAGAAGAACAUCCCUUACUUCCCCUUUGCCGCAGGGGAAGCUUUCAAGAUGGAAAUUCUCUGUGAGCACCAGCGGUUCCGCAUCCUGGUGGAUGGCCAGCCCCUGUGUGGCUUCUCUUACCGUGUCCAGCCUCUGGCCUCCCUCACUGCCUUACAUGUCUCUGGAGAUAUGCAGCUCACAAAAGUAGCAUAGUGCCACCACUUGGCUGUACGCAACCACAAUGCAGCCCAACCAGCCAAGUAGCUUAAGUAACAGGGUCAUAUAGUUUAAGUACCUGAAAAGUAAAUAUUUUUAUUAUACUUAAUACCUUGAAUUUUAUAUGCCUUUUUAUAUUUUGUCACAAGGGACACCUUUAAGCUUUUAUUUAAAGUAAUACCUUUUUAAAAUUUUUUAUAAUGUUUUAAUGGGCAUUUGUAAUAUCAUUUCUAUUAUGACAUGCUGAAGCCAUGGACGCUUUUCCUGUAAGGUCAUACUUCCUGGAUCAGAUAUACUUAUUUAUCUGGUUGAUGCUUUUCUCCAAAUAAACUUGCAUUUGCAACCAUCUCAAUGGAGAUGUUUGGGUACGUUGCUGGAGAAUGGGUACAAUAGAGGUGUCUCAGAACCCUGAUCACUGCCUCACACGUCUGCCCUCUCAGGUAGGAGUGUGCAAGACUGAAAGACCACAAGGAAUGCCACAUGCAGAAGCCAGAGGUCUGAUGAAAGUUAAAAUUAUUCUUUAUCUUGAUGCAAAAAUAAAACGUCUUUUGGACUUUUA